Molecule: messenger RNA, 8896 nt
Organism: Monomorium pharaonis (pharaoh ant)
Lineage: Eukaryota; Metazoa; Arthropoda; Insecta; Hymenoptera; Formicidae
Gene: Lrch
Product: leucine-rich repeat and calponin homology domain-containing protein
Exons: 12
Coding region: 780-2987 (735 amino acids)
Molecular function (GO): protein binding
Source: RefSeq, a predicted model, not a curated record
AUGCAUUUUCAAUGAUUUUUAUUUCAAUACGCAAAUGUGAUUGAAUUAAUUUAUUCUCCCAUUUUAUCUCUUUUUUUUUUAGAGAUAUAAGUGUUGUUUGUUAAUUAUAUGUACAAGUAAAAGAUGCUUGGAAUGUGCUUUAUCUUAACUUUUAAUUUUCUUCCCUGCAACGCGCUUGUUUAAAUUAAUUUGAAAAUUCAAUAUUGCAUUUAAAAAUUAUGCAUUGGAAAACGACAGGAUGACCGCUCUCAGGUUCCUCUCUGUCAUGAAUUAGAGAUCAGAAUUCGACCAAUCGAAACUAAGCGGGCAAAGAUCGAUUUAAGUCGUUUGUAUGGUCGAAAUCUAAUAUCCGCAAUUUUCGCGAUUCUCGAUUUUCCUCUCGGUUGUCAUGGCGACGGACGGCUCGCCGACAGUCGCCCGUCCAGAUGGUGCGACGGUCGCGCGCGGAACGCGACGCGAGCCGACGCUGCCGACGACGACGCCGUGUGUCGAAUCGCGGCGGCGACGAUCACAGACGAUCAGUAGCGGCACUGACAUUCGGGGGAGUGGUCGACUCGCGUGUCGCACCCGUAUACUCCCCUCUGUCGCGUUCCUCGUAGCACGAACGGAUCCGGAGCGCGCGUCUCGCGCGCGCGCGAGUGCUACGCCAGGGAGGCUGCCGCCGUCGCCGUCGCCGUCAUCGCCCGUUCCUCCGGUUACGGCCGCUGGUGCGUCGCCGAAGCCGCGUCGCGUGCUGCGGAACCCGCGCCGCGUGUGCCCCCGUGCCCGAAAAAUGUAAUAUGGCGAUGGUUGCGUCGAACAUGAGCGGCCACAUACAGAAGCAGCUCACCAGGAGCCUCGAGCGGAUCCUGGAGGAGGCGCACCUGAGCGGCGAGCUCAAGCUGAGCGGCCGUAAACUUAAAGACUUCCCGAAGGUCGGGAAGGCCGGCGCGGCCAAGUACAAUCUCCAGGACACCGUGAUCGCCGACCUUUCGAAGAAUCGUUUCAGUGAGUUACCGGAGGAAGUCACGGAAUUUCCAUUCCUCGAAAAGCUGCAUCUUUAUCAUAAUGCCAUAAGAAUAAUCCCGGAAACCAUCGUAAUGCUCCAGUCCCUGAACUACCUCGAUCUUAGUCGAAACCAAUUGACGUCCCUACCUCGAGAGAUAUGCAGGCUACCCCUUCAGACUUUGCUAGUCGCGCACAACAGAUUAGCAUCUCUGCCAGACGAGCUGGGCAAGAUGACAGCAUUAGCAGAACUGGACGCAGGUUGCAACGAAAUCACGAGUCUUCCACCUCGAAUAGGCGACCUUGCGCGGCUCCGGUCUCUAGACCUGAGGAGCAACUUGCUGGUGCACCUGCCUAUAGAACUGACGUACCUGAGGCUCGUGAAGCUGGAUAUUAGCGGCAAUCGAAUAUCUGUACUUCCAAACGAGAUGAGGAAGAUGAAGAGCUUGGUGGAUUUCAAAUUGUCCGACAAUCCGCUGACCUCGCCGCCUGCCUCGCUAUGCAUUCGCGGGCGAACGCACAUUUUCAAGUACUUGGAGAGGCAGGCAGCGAAGCACGAGAGGGCCAGAGGUGGUCGAACGCGGCGGGUACCACUGGAUGCGAGAGGUCACGCGACAUUGGACACGAGGUCGCACCGGCGGCACAACGUCGACAGCGGGUACAGCACUAGCGACGGUGUCGACAAACGUUGGUCCCAGGAAAUCCACAGCGCGGUACAUGACGGCGAAGUUCGCAGCUUAUGGCGGCAGGAAUGUUCACCGCUCUCGAUAACGCUGCCGCACGAGGUAGGCAUGAACGGAUCUUGCAGCGGCACGUCGACGCCCAGCACGAUUUCACCCGGGGAGCACACGUCCCUGGAAGAUGAAUUAGGCAAGGCGAUGAUACUGCACGAUCAACUGGAAAAGAGGAGAUUGGAGAGAAGCACCUCGGAGAAUGGAGCGGACAUUAGAAGACCGAUGAUCUCCGGCCUUCAUCACACAUCGAUUACGCCACCGGGGGAAUAUAAAGAAGCUCUGAAGCAGCAAAGAGCUAAUGAAGGUCUAAGCGUAUACAGACCUCGUGAACAAGUUACACCUCCAGGCAAUGAGAUACAAAACGAUACCGACAUUGGUAACAAUAAAGAAAUCAUUACUCUAACUGGCAAGCAAAUCUUCAACGAGGAUAAUGCGUUGAAGAGGCCAGUUCAGAAAGUUACUCCGUCACGAAUUAAUUACCAAAACACACCGAUUAUCAACGGUAGCAAUAACGAGUACAACAAUAAGAAUGGAAAGUAUCUCGAGCAACCUUAUAAAAAGCCUAGCUCGCCCAUCAAAACUUCGAGUAGUAUCCUGUCCACGAACACAAGUCCAGCCCACGCGCCCAGGCUAGUGAAAACCGCUGUUGGUUACGUUGAAGGCAACAAUAGUCCAAGCAGAAACGGCGGCAGUCCGAAAUCCCCGCGAUCUGUCACGUGGAAUAGUAACGUGCCUGAAAAGUAUUCCUUUACUAUGAGGAGAGAAUUUGAACGUGCCAAAGAAGAGGCUGAUCUCAUCGAACAACUGCGAAACCACAUAGAGACGAGAUUAAAGAUGGCACUGCCGGAGGACCUCGCACCAGCGUUAACGGAUGGCGUUGUUCUCUGUCACCUGGCGAACCACGUUAGACCGCGAUCGGUUGCCAGUAUACAUGUUCCUUCUCCCGCUGUACCUAAACUGACAAUGGCACGAUGCAGGCGUAAUGUCGACAACUUCCUCGAGGCAUGUCGGAAGAUUGGCGUUGAUGAGGAGGUGUUAUUGGAUGCGGAUGCAAUCAUGGAUGUGGGUUACAUGGACGCGUACGGACUGGAGGCUCUGGCGCGCCUCGUCACCGCUCUUCUCCUUGUUCGCGAUGAGGGGGAGAGUGGCACCAAAAAGCCGGCCGCAGAUUCACUCCGUAUGAUUCAAGACCGCGUUCUGUCCGCUAUACUUUUUGUUACAUUCCUAUCCGCCGUGGUUCUACUCUAUCUCUUCCCGAUUCCCAAUUAAUGAGACGCUGUUGAAAAUGGAAAGUCACCAGUAUGCGAAAGAUGAAGGAUCGACGAAUUGAGAAAGAGAGGGAAAAAAGAGUACCAAAAUCAGGAGCCACGGUACCUGGAGACGGCGAUUUUCAGAGCAAUCUCUGGUCUUCUUUUUGACUGAACAUCGUAUCAAUUUCACUUUUGAUAAUCGUACCAGAGUUCUGAGAAUCACCAUCUCGUUCGAACAAUGAUGCGACACUUUCAAUGUUCAUUUCGCAAUUCGAUAUUUUUAGGAUUAAAUAUUUGGUCAUUUUGUCGAUUCUUAGUACUUACGUUUGUUAGGGUUCAGAAAGUGUCGUAUCGGAUUCGACUUCGAUGUCGAAGAUUCCCAAACAUUGUUCACUUUGAAUGAAGAAAAAAAUGUGCGUCAGCAUUCAAUAGAUACGACACUUUUUUCAUCUAAGAAAAAGACUAAUGCCCGUGUUUAUAGUCAGGUCUUAUACUUAAGGCUUCCUUAAAUUUAUCUUUAGAUACUUUGUAGCCAUAAACAAUGAAAUGAUUCGUAGAAUAUUUAAAGAUAAACUUAAGGAGGCUUUAAAUAUAAGGUUUGACUAUGAAUACGGGCAUAAGUGUCUAAAUACGUAAUGUGAACAACACUACAGGGCCAUCAUUGACGUCGAAGUAUUCUGUAAUUUUUUAAAGUGUCUUUCGAACGAAUUAAAGACGAUUGUUGCGUCUAGACUCUUUAAAGAAUAUCAGAACAUAUCUUUUGUCGCAUGAAAUUAUCGCCAACCUCGCUGAAGGCAAAGUACUUAGUUUCUGAAAAUCGACUUAUCACAAUUGUAGCUUUAACAAAUUUGUUUUUUUUUUUUUUUUACCUACGCUCACGUAAUUUUCUUCGUUUGAAUGCGUGAGUGAGAGAUCCUUGCGAUAAACGAAGAAUUUUCGGAAGUAGUUUUUAAGUGUUGAUAGGCAGCUUGAAACGUUUAGUCAGCUAAGUAAUAUGUAAAUCUUUUUAUUUUCUAAAAAAAACCUUCAUUCGUCAUCGACAAUUACAAGCGGGGGAUGUCAAUGAAAGUUCAAGUGAUAAUAUCCCUUGCAAAAUAUGAAAUGUUAUUUUAUUCUGUGUACUCGCGUUAGUUUUGUCCGAGUUUACCGCGAAUUAACGUAAAAUCAAAGAGCGCAAUCAAAGUGGAAGGCGCUCGCAUAUCACGUUUAGUUGUAAAUGUACCUUACAGAAUGAACCAAUUAUAUGAUCGCCGCUUGCAAUCGCGCAAGCUGGAAAUCAUCGGCUAGACCGAUGAAAUGGUAUUUUGAUAAAAAAGAAAAGGAUAGAGGUUGAAAAUCGAGAGUUGAUGUGCAAUACUCAUUCAAGAAUUGUACAAGUAUAUAUUCCGUAUUUGGCUUUCCGAAUUUUCGGGAAGUAUCCAUUGCCUUUUAUACGAUGAAAGCCUCAGAAUCCCAAUUAGCUGGUAUUGCAUCAUCAUUCUCUGCGCCUGGGUCUGCGACUACCAGGAAGAGAAGAGAAAGAGCGAUUGGAAGGACAGUUAUGGAUGCCUUGGACGGCAAUAUUUUUUUAAGAUUCGACCAAUGAACUGCCUGUGGCUCUUUCAGGAUUGGUGGGUCUGUGAUAGAGAGAGGUAGCCUGCGAGUUACAUGAUUCACGAAAAGGUGCUAAAGGAAUUUUUUUCAGUUCGAGGAUUUUCUAUUUUGAUAAUGUAGAGGUCUAACAAAUGAUGAUGACGUUUAUAUCAUUCGUUAUAAAUUAGAUGCGAUAUCACUUUUUUAAUUCGUAUUCGUAAUUUCGUAGAUAGAUCGAUCGUCUUCUUUAUCUGUUAUUACAAGAAACAAUAACAAGAAACAUUUCGUUUCAGGAGAGAAGAAACAGAAUAAAUCAUUUUUCGAUAUUUUAUCGACCAAGUAGUUUGGUCGUAGUCUAAAAAAAAAUGCUGUACUUUAGGUACUUAGAUUGGUGUUACUUUGAUCUCGACAUUAAGUUCCGAUGCUUCUGGAAAAUAAGAAAUGUAAAUUUUAAAAUUUAGAAGAUAAAAAUAUGGAAAGUAUUUUAUAUCGAAAUUUCAUCAUCAUGGUUAAACAUAAAAAUCGAAUAUACAAAACUGUAUUAAUUAGUAGUAAAACACAAUUAUUCAACUCGAUUCUAAAUGUAGAAUCAAAUUGAUAAAAACUGUACUUGACAACUUAAUUGUCUAACAACAAAAAUUUAUAUUGAUUUAAACUCUGAGAAUUAUUCUUCAUCAGUAGAAACAGUAAAAAUAAAAAUAGUACGAAAAAGCAACUAAUCGAGAUCAAAGUGACCGCGAUGCUAUGCUGGUAGAGACAUGGUGCCUACUACCUGCCAAUUUAUUUUCAUAAAAAUUCGAUAGGAGAACAUAAAGGGCAUAAUAUAUCUAUAAUAUGUAAGCGUAUAACUUAUAUUGUAAUAUUAAGAAAACGCCCUUCAGAUUUGUAAGACAGGAUCUUUGUCGGAAAAACACAGAUACAAUAUUACAUCACAUCCAGAUGACUGAUAGACAGUGAGCUUUUUAGACAAUGAUUUUGAUACUAAUCGCCGCAAAGUACUUAAGAUAGUGCCAAAUUUCUCAGCAUGUUCCAUCAAACGCGACUUUGUUUCGUUUUUCCGACAAGAUUUCUGACAAGUUCGGAAAAAUUCUAACGUGAAGCGACGCUAAUCGUUAUACGAAUUACCGAAACGCUUAAGUCGAGCAAUUGGAACUUUCAGAGGGCUAAAAGGAUUCCUCGUAAAAAAAAACGUAAAACUCUUUUUGUAAGUGGACCUUACAACGGGCGACCAUGCUAUACUUCGAGAGAGAGACUAUCAUACAAGCAUAAUACAAUAUUUAUACAUGUAUCCUCGUGAGUCAACACGCGCUUUACUCGAUGCAGCAUGCUUGUAUAUCUUGUUUUUGAGGAGUUGCAAGGGCGAGCCGCAUCUCUCACGAUUUCUUGCGACUACUUGGAUUCACUUUGCAUCUUGCCGAGAGAUAUACGAUUUCGGGACGCGUACGCAUAAACGACAUGGCAUUUUCGCGUUUACAGUCGAAGUGAGUUUUGCACUUUCUAGUCUAUAACUACUACUAAUAAUAUCGUUAGUUAUAAGUUGUCGAACUAUCCCCGUUCUAGUCAGAUUAUUUUCUCCUCUUACAUUUUUUCUUUUUCUGCGAUCACAGAAACUUGUGGCUUCAUCUGCAACCUAUGCGAAUGUUGAUUUCGCAGCUAUUCUUCAGUACUUAACGCAAUGUCUAUUUAGUCAGUUUAGAUGCUAUAUUGUCCUUCUUCUGGAACGCCCGACGUUCAUAUUCUACGAUCUUCCUCAAUUUAUAUCUUGCAGAUUAUUUUUUCCUUGCAUAUAAUUUAUUUAUACAGAAUAUAAUUUUAUCGUCAUAUAAUUAAUUUAUUAACAGUUCCUUUCUUAACAGUUCUCGUUUAAAUACUAUUUUGUUGCAUUUAUUUAUUGGGCACUAAUAAUUAAUUAUCGGGAGAGAACUUUGUUUCCUCUUUUACAUUUAAUGUGUGAAAAAUUAACAAUACGCGCGUUCGACGAUCAUAGUAUCUUUAAUAAAUAUUCUUCUUUAAAAAAAAAAAAAUAAUGAGAACGUCAAGAGCUUUGAACUGUAAUUGUCGACCGUAAGUUAAAUUGCACCGUCAGAGGACAAAUUAUCAUCUCCGGGCGUUCCGAAUCUUAAACGCGGUUAAUUAGGCGGUCCGCUAAUAACUUCCGCGCUUACAUCCAACGGGCGAAUCGUCCAUUAUGGAAUAACGAACGAACGGCCGAACGAUGACAAGUCAUCAUACGGAUAUAUUCCAUUACGUUUAAUCAUCGAUCAUUACGACGGGUGCCUAAUGAUCCUGCGCGGGGACGCGAAUACGAAUGGUGGCCACGUCACGUCAGUAUUAUUCUCAUUAGAAUUGGACGAGAUGUCGAAGUAUAUUGGGAUAGUAUUUUCAACAAUUUAAGACUGGUUUCGAAUUUAGCGCACACCAGUGUGUACUUCGUAUUUGUAUUGUCAGUUGCUUGGCAUAACGGUUCACGAUUGAUCUACGUGAUUGACCGGCGUGCUAAUGAAACCUUCAUAUCUUCGCAAACGGGCGAGCGCAAAUGAUUUUGUAGCGAUAUCGAUAGCUAUUAUAGAAGAUAUUAAAAGCGGUCAGUUGAAAACCAAUCGUUAGAUUUAAAUUCGAGCUAAUACGCUUUAUAUAUGCAGAGUAAAAGUGUGGUGCGGGACUUUAGUUUUGGAUCCAGUCGUGCUAGUCGAGGGUCAAUCUCGUAGAUCGAAUUAGCAUUGAAUUUUACCGAUAGCUUUCGCUUUUGCAAGAGGCUACAUUGCUAUUAAGCUAAUAUUCACGAAAAAAAUGAAAAAGAGAAGUACUUGAGGGAGAAAAAUACGAAAUCAUUCCGUUUGCGUUUAGCUUAUGUAAUAAUUUUUGUAAAGUACGCGAAAAGAGAAAAAGCUUAUAUAUGCAGAAAUAUAUAUAGAGAGAUAGAUAUAUUAUAUAUGACAAAAAAAACAGAUAUAUAGUUCGUUGAAGCUAGUUUUUUAUAUCGUUUUUCGUGAUCUUUCUUUCGUUUUUUUUUCCUUUUUUUUAUGUUAAUGUUAACGUACGUAAGUCAAUUAAAUUAUUCGUUAGCUCGAUAAAUCCACUUGGUGCUUGGUGUAUACUUUCGUCCGUUGUUGUUUUUGUAAGCUUCUAAAGCUUCUCUUGUCUAUUUAUAUACAUAUCUAUAUUUAUUCCGCUCUUUAAACUAACUUUAUACUUGCACGAUCGAUGCCGAGCUCACCGAAGCUCAAGACAAUAAUUCCUUUCUGAAUAGAUAUGUGACCUAAGCGGUCAGGAUCGAUUCGUAUCAAUUCGAUCAUUGCGUGUAACGAAGCGCUCAACAUCAAUCGAAAAACGUACAUACGCACAAUGCAUUUAUGUCGUCUCGGUCGAGUCGGGUUCAAUUUCUGUCACAUUUAUUGUAAAUUCAUUCAUUAAUAUAUAUUGAUUACAAAAAAAGAACAUUUUUAAUUCAAGUAUUUCAAUUUGAAGAGAUUAUUUUAAAGUGACUUAUCAAAUCCUAUUUAAAUACGCCCCUUAAUUCUAGAUUUCUUAAUUCUAGAUUAAGCUUAAGCUGAUUUCUCCUUCGUCUUAAGGGAGAAAUUUAGAACAAUUUUUAAUUGAAAUGUAUAUACAUAAUAUUAUACAUAAAAUAUAAAUAGAUAUGUUGCUAACUUCAUAAAUUCGUAACUUCAAUUACUAUUAAUAAUUAUUAUUUAAUGUGUUAUUUUUUAAUUAAUUCAUUUUUGUAAUCACACUUUUACUCCAAUUGCAUUAUAUACAAUAUGAUGAAUAAUUAUAACAACGACAAUCCAAAUCGAGAAUGAAUCGAAUUUUUAAGUAAAAUUAUACUUAUCGAGCUCAGGAAAUACGUGCAUUUAUUAGCCGAAUACUGUUUAAUUUAAACGAAAUGCAAUAAUUUAACCCGAUUCGAUUCGAAGCAUCGCCUAAUUCGCAUAAUUACGAUCGAUGUAACGCGCGAGUUUACACGAGAUCGCACGUAUCUACAGAUAUCGUAUCUCGCAAGUCUCGCAGUGUGUGUUUCGUUUUUCUGUCUUUCAUAUUUGAUUUAUUUAUAAACCACGUUACAUAUAUACGACACUCGUCCGCCAUCCCUGACGCUUCGUUAUUAGAACGGUCCUAGCGGCGGGAUGCGUAAUGCGAAGAGACAAUCAUCGCAUCUUUUCUUUGCUUUCCGUCGAGUCGAUCGACCAAGAAAAACGAAUCUCUUUAAUUGUCUCGCCGCUCGGACCACAGCGAUAUAUCAUUGACCUUGUUUUCCUCCUUUGAGGUAUACUCUGUAACGUUGAUUGUAUGGGUAAAAAAAACAUAAUGAUUGUAAUACUAUAGCCAUUUAUAAUAAAAUAUCCUUUUCUUAAA